AUGACAACACAACCACACGAUCUAACCGUCGUGGCAGCCCUAUUCAGCGCCAUCAAGGAGCGUGAUGCGCUUCUCGUAACAAUCAAGAGUAAAGAUGCGAUGUUGGAAGCAUGCCAGGCACAGAUAUCGCAGUGUCUAGAAGAGAAAGAAUUGUGUGGAAGGGCGCAGAAGAAGUUGGCGAAGUAUGAAGAGAUGCUUAAGGUUAAUGGGUUAGAGGGGGUAGAGGAAGUGAUUACUAAGUUGGAUUAUCUGGGUGGAUUGGUGGAAAAUUCGAGAAGUAGAGUGGGAGAGGUAGAGGCGUCGGAAAGGAUAUUGAAGAUUGUUGGGGACGCUUAG
Messenger RNA from Botrytis porri, 336 nucleotides. RefSeq lists its product as uncharacterized. Bases 1 to 336 code for a protein of 111 amino acids. The record is from RefSeq and is a predicted model, not a curated record. The transcript has a single exon. Lineage: Eukaryota; Fungi; Ascomycota; Leotiomycetes; Helotiales; Sclerotiniaceae.